This is a messenger RNA of Lotus japonicus, 1702 nucleotides long. RefSeq names its product homeobox protein HD1. The record is from RefSeq and is a predicted model, not a curated record. Gene Ontology annotation, cellular component: nucleus. Gene Ontology annotation, biological process: regulation of DNA-templated transcription. Bases 492 to 1364 code for a protein of 290 amino acids. NCBI's taxonomy places the organism in Eukaryota, Viridiplantae, Streptophyta, Magnoliopsida, Fabales, Fabaceae. Gene Ontology annotation, molecular function: DNA binding. The transcript has 6 exons.
AACUGUGAGUAAUAAGAAAGAAAUGGAUUUGUCAUGAUCAGUUCAGUUCACAGAAGCAGAAGCAGAAGCAGCAGCAGCAGCUUUAUCUUGUGUUUUCUGACAUCGCUUCGCUUCCAUCCCCUUUCAUACUAAUGAUUCCGCACCUCUCUCUCUCUCUCUCUCUCACACGCAUAUCAUAUCAUACCAUAGUUUCUUUCAUAUAAAUUCACCCUGUUGUCUUUAAUGCCUUUGUUUCUCCCUCUUUCUCUGCGCAUGUAAAAUCUUUGUUUCCAUCAAACGCGCUGCACUCAAAAGCUAACUUGCAUUUCAGAAACAGAUCCCCAUAAUACCAUUACAACCAACUUCCCUCCUCUCUCUCUCAAACAUAGUGUGGUCCUCAACCUCAAUUCUGAUUUUUCUGCUUUCUUCAACCUCUUUUGCCUUUAUUAUUUAUUUACCACACACACACACACACACACACACACACCACUUUUGUUAAUUCAAUUGGGGAGAUGCAAGAACCCAACCUCGGAAUGAUGGGCGGUGGUUUCACCGGUGAUGUUUCAGCUUCCGGCGACCACCACCACCGCCAACUCAAGGCUGAAAUCGCCACUCACCCUCUCUACGAACAGCUUCUCGCAGCACACGUCGCGUGUCUCCGAGUCGCCACUCCGAUCGACCAGCUUCCACUAAUUGAUGCGCAGUUAUCUCAAUCUCACCAUCUUCUCCGCUCGAUUGUCUCUCAACACACUCACUCUCUUCCUCCGCAUGAUCGCCAAGAACUUGAUAACUUCCUGGCACAGUAUUUGAUUGUUCUGUGUACCUUCAAAGAUCAGCUUCAGCAGCAUGUCAGAGUUCAUGCCGUCGAGGCUGUCAUGGCUUGCCGUGAUAUUGAAAACACCUUGCAGGCUCUCACAGGAGUCAGUUUGGGAGAAGGAACUGGUGCCACAAUGUCAGAUGAUGAAGAUGAUUUGCAGAUGGAUUUUUCUUUAGAUCAAUCUAGCACUGAAGGGCAUGACAUGAUGGGAUUUGGUCCCUUACUUCCUACAGAAUCUGAAAGGUCACUGAUGGAAAGAGUUCGUCAGGAACUAAAGAUUGAGCUGAAACAGGGUUUUAAAUCCAGAAUUGAAGAUGUAAGGGAGGAAAUAUUAAGGAAAAGAAGAGCUGGGAAAUUACCUGGUGACACAACUACAGUUUUAAAGAACUGGUGGCAGCAACAUGCAAAGUGGCCUUACCCAACAGAAGAUGACAAGGCAAAACUUGUGGAGGAGACGGGUUUGCAGCUGAAGCAGAUUAAUAAUUGGUUCAUCAACCAAAGGAAACGCAACUGGCACAGCAACUCUCAAUCGGUUACCUCUUUGAAGUCCAAACGCAAGAGAAUGUAGUCCCACUAAGGAUUCCAGUCAGAUGCAGGAGAUAGUAGAUCAUAGCUUGAACAGGAGCUGGAUGUAAAUUUGUGGAAUAUAGCGCAUGUUUGGUUUCACGAUUCCCACAUAAUUCAACGCACCUUUAUUCAGAAGCUGAGACUUGUAGCUUCUAACCAGAAAUGAUUCUAGAGUAUUUCAUCGCGGAACAAAACAUGCUAUUAACCUAUGCAAACUUUUCUGUUUAGGUGUGUGGUUUUUAACUGUCUUUGUAAAUUGUUUGUUACGUUUCUGACCGGCUGAAGAACUAUUACUAUUAUUAUACAGAAGUUUGAAAGAUUGACGAUUUAUUUUUACUA